Messenger RNA from Oncorhynchus masou masou (cherry salmon), 636 nucleotides. Its product is annotated as calcium-binding protein 2-like. Gene Ontology annotation, biological process: regulation of voltage-gated calcium channel activity. The transcript is spliced from 6 exons. Gene Ontology annotation, molecular function: calcium ion binding; calcium channel regulator activity. Gene Ontology annotation, cellular component: cytoplasm. Lineage: Eukaryota; Metazoa; Chordata; Actinopteri; Salmoniformes; Salmonidae. The record is from RefSeq and is a predicted model, not a curated record. The coding region runs from base 1 to 636 and encodes 211 amino acids.
AUGCCGGGGGGUGUGGGGGCCCUGGAGGAAGAAGAGGAGGAAGAUGAAAGGAGAAGAGUGUUUGAGGAGCCUUUGUGUGCUGUGGUCCAGAACUGCACCGUUCUACACAACAUCGUGGGCCCCGCCUGCAUCUUCCUCAGAGAGGCGUUCAUUCAGAGCCAGCUCGACAGAGACCUACGGCCAGAAGAGAUUGAAGAGCUGAAGGAGGCGUUCGGGGAGUUUGAUAAGGAUAAAGAUGGCUACAUCAGCUGUAAGGAACUGGGAGAGUGCAUGAGGACUAUGGGGUACAUGCCCACUGAGAUGGAGCUCAUCGAACUCAGCCAGAACAUCUGUGGAGGCAGAGUGGACUUUGAGGACUUUGUGGAGCUGAUGGGUCCCAAAAUGUUGGCAGAGACAGCAGACAUGAUUGGAGUGAAGGAGCUCAGGGAUGCUUUCAAAGAAUUUGACUCGAACGGGGACGGUCAGAUAAGCCUGGCUGAACUGAAGGAGGCCAUGAAAAAGCUGGUGGGGGAGCAGCUCAACCAACCAGAGAUCGACGAGAUCCUCCGAGAUGUCGACCUCAACGGGGACGGCCUGCUCGACUUCGAGGGUGAGGGGAGAGUGUGGGAUGAGGGGGAGAAGAGUUUGUCAGGAUGA